AUGGCUCCCUCCGAAAGCAAUAAGCGCUUGGCUUUGGCCAUCAUCGACUUCCUAGGCGCCAGCCUCAAAGAUGGCACCCUCACCGCCGAAGAUGCCGAGUCGAUGGAAAUCGCCCAAUCUUGUAUCGCCGAUACUUUUGGUGUUGACCCUACUGAUGAGGCUGCUGUGAAGGAUGCCGUCGGUGGUCAAUCACUGUCAGGAAUCUACAGCGUUUAUGAGAAGCUGCGCGGCAAGUCGGCCCCGCAAUCCACCGGCGCCGCUGAGCCCGCCCAAGAAGAGAAGCCCAAGGCCGGUGUGCCUACACCAGAGUCCGACAAGUUGAAGUCGGAAGGAAACGCUCUGAUGGCUAAGAAGGACUACUCUGGUGCCAUUCAACAAUAUACCAAGGCCCUUGAGAUCGCCCCUGCCAACCCUAUCUAUCUCUCCAACCGUGCCGCAGCCUACUCUGCUUCCAGCCAGCACGAGAAGGCUGCUGAAGAUGCCGAACUCGCUGCUGCUUCGGACCCCAAGUACUCCAAGGCCUGGAGUCGUUUGGGACUCGCUCGCUUCGACAUGGGAGAUUACCAUGCUGCCAAGGAGGCUUAUGAGAAGGGAAUCGAGGCCGAGGGCAACGGUGGCAGUGAAGCCAUGAAGCGUGGCUUGGAGACAUCGACAAAGAAGCUUGAGGAGGCUACUCGCACUGAGCCUCCCCCAUACGAGGAGCUUGACACUGCCCCAGGUUCUUCCCGCGGUGCUCCUGGUGGCGCUGGUGGUGGCAUGCCUGACUUGUCUGCCCUGGCUGGUAUGUUUGGAGGUGGUGCCGGUGGCGGUGGUGGCGGCGGCAUGCCCGAUCUGGGCUCCAUGAUGAGCAACCCCAUGUUCGCCAGCAUGGCACAGAACUUGAUGAGCAACCCUGACAUGCUUGGAAACCUUAUGAGCAACCCCCGCCUGCGCCAGAUGGCUGAGGGCCUUCAAGGUGGUGGUGGCAUGCCUGACAUGUCUAGCUUGAUGAGCGACCCCAACCUUGCGGAAAUGGCUCGCAACAUGAUGGGCGGUGGCGGCGGCCAAGGCCCGAAAUAA
Penicillium salamii is the source of this 1059-nucleotide messenger RNA. The record is from the annotation of a GenBank genome assembly. NCBI's taxonomy places the organism in Eukaryota, Fungi, Ascomycota, Eurotiomycetes, Eurotiales, Aspergillaceae.